UUUUCAAUUGUGAAGGUUCAUGAAACAAGGUCUCAUUCCCAUACACAUCCAACUGGUGAUCAUGAAGAGAAAGUGAUGGCAAGGAAGCAGAAGGCAGACCAGCUCAAGACUAAUGAAGGAAGGGAAUCUCCAAAGAAGGCCAAGGCUGAGGUUGACAAUGACCACUCUAAUGAAAAAUCUGCAUCUGAUGUAGCUAAAGAAUUUGAAGAGUUCUCUAAAGCUGUCAGAGAGCACUUAUCUGAUACACAAAUGAGAGAAAUCCUUGAAGCUAAUGGCCAAGAUUCCUCUGGUUCUGGUACUUCUGCUGUCAUCAAAUGGUUAGUGAACUUCCAUGUUGUUGUCUUAUUAUACAAUGCAGCAAUCAUCUCCGAGAGUUUAGAAACUGAUGCCGACAAAAUCUUUUCUGUUGGCAGCCUAGAUAUGUUGUUUUAUGGGCCAUUGGAGAAGUGUCCAAUUUGCAGUGGAGAUUUGGAAUUUCAUGGUAACCGCUAUUCUUGCAAGGGAUCUUAUAGCGAGUGGUCUUCUUGCGUCUAUAAACCAAGAAAUCCACCACGGAAACAACAACCAGUCAAAUUGCCUGAUUUUGUCCUCAAUUCUCCUGUUGCUGAUUUAAUAAAGAAAUAUCAGGAUCCAAGUCGCCGGCCUCACCGUUUUGUGGGAGUUACAGAAAAACCCUUCUUAGGAAUGAUGAUUUCCCUCGUGGGCCGUCUUAGUCGUACAUAUCAAUACUGGAAAUCCAAGAUAGAAAAACAUGGAGGGAAAGUCUCCAGCUCUGUCAUUGGUGUGACUUGCUUGGUUGCUUCACCUGCUGAGAGAGACCGCGGUGGCUCAUCCAAACUGAUAGAAGCAAUGGAGAGAGGCUUACGAGUGGUGAGCGAAGCUUGGUUACUUGACAGUAUUGAGAAACAGGAAGCACAGCCUUUGGAAGCCUAUGAUAUAGUUUCUGAUCUUGCUGUCGAUGGCAAAGGAAUUCCAUUGGAUAAACAAGAUCCCGAAGAGGCAGCACUUGAGUCACUUUCAGCAGAACUCAAGCUAUAUGGAAAAGGAGGAGUCUACAAGGAUUCAAAAUUGCAGGAGCAAGGUGGCCAAAUCUUUGAGAAAGAUGGGAUAUUGUACAACUGUGCCUUUUCUCUUUGUGACCAAGGUCGAGGCAUUAAUGAGUAUUGUAUCAUGCAACUGAUUAAGGUCCCAGAGAGUAACCUCCACUUGUACUACAAGAAAGGGAGAGUAGGCGAUGAUCCUAAUGCUGAGGAGCGACUUGAGGAAUGGAAAAACGUAGACGGUGCGGUGAAGGAGUUUGUCAGGCUCUUUGAAGAGGUCACUGGUAAUGAGUUUGAGCCAUGGGAGAGGGAGAAGAAGUUUCAGAAGAAACCACUGAAGUUUUAUCCCAUAGACAUGGAUGACGGAGUGGAUGUGAGACAUGGAGGAUUUGGCCUUCGGCAGCUGGGGGUUGCAGCAGCACAUAGUAAACUCGAACCACUGGUUGCAAACUUUAUGAAGGUUUUGUGCAGUCAGGAGAUUUACAAGUAUGCUCUGAUGGAGAUGGAUCUAGAUGCCCCUGAUUUACCAAUGGGGAUGCUCUCUAAUGUCCAUUUGAAAAGAAGUGAGGAGGUUUUGCAAGAGUUUGUAGAGAAAGUGAAAUCAGUGAAAGAGUCAGGACCAAAAGCUGAGGCUGUUUGGUCAGACUUUAGCCAAAGAUGGUUUACUCUGAUGCACUCCACCAGAACUUUCGUCUUCAGGGACUAUCAAGAACUUGCAGAUCAUGGUGCAGCUGCAUUAGAGAGUGUUCGAGACAUUGUUGUGGCUUCACAUGUUAUAGGAGAUAUAAGUGAUGAUACCCUUGAUGACCCAUUGUUUGAUAGGUACAAGAGAAUAGGGUGCUCAAUAUCUCCAGUGGAUAAAGAUUCAGAUGACUACAAGAUGAUCGUCAAUUAUAUGGAAAAAACCUAUGAACAUGUCAAACUUGCAGAUAUUGAAUAUGGGAUAUCAGUUGAUAACAUCUUCGCUGUGGAGACUAAUGAAGGCCCCUCUUUUGAUGAAGUAAAGAAGCUGCCAAACAAAAUCCUCCUGUGGUGCGGUAUCAGGAGCUCAAACCUGUUGAGGCAUUUGCAUAAAGGCUUGCUGCCAGCAAGCUGGUCUCUACCAGUGCCCGGUUACAUGUUUGGGAGGGGCAUCGUUUGUUCUGAUGCUGCUGCAGAAGCUGCCAGAUAUGGCUUUACUGCUGUAGACAGGCCCGAUGGAUUCUUGGCUCUGGCUGUGGCUUCUCAAGGGGAAGAAAUUGUUGAGCUCAAGGACCCACCUGAGGAUACAAAGUCAUUGGAAGAGAAGAAGGUUGGUGUAAAGGGAUUGGGGAGAAAGAAACCAGAUGAAUCAGAAUUUAUAAAUUGGAAGGGUGGUAUUAAAGUCCCUUGUGGUCUUUUGAUCCCCUCAGAGCAUAAGGAUAGCCCUCUCGAGUAUAAUGAGUAUACUGUCUAUGAGCUCAAACAGGUGAGCAUAAGGUUCUUGGUGGGAGUGAAGUAUGACGAAAAAGGUGUGGUGAUGGACACCGAGGAAUAAAGGAGGAAGAGCAAGGAAGGGUUUACUGUAUAGGGUGUCUUGACCUUUGUCUGACUUUUGCUUUAGGGACGAUGGGAAAAGCUAUAAGAUGGUUCUGUUAUGGGUUGUAAAGGGUUGUUAAUGGCUUUUGCUGUACAUAAUCACCUCUUAACAUCUCUGCGAUAAAGGCAGAUAAAGUAUCGGUGUAGUGCACUGGCUCUAAAAUCUGAAUCUGAUCAAUGUUGACGUUAAUGACUUUUGCUGUACAUGAUCACCCCUUAACAUAUCUGUGAUUGAAGCAGAUACAGUAUCUAAUGUAAUGCACUUCGUAAAAAUAUGAAUUUAGCCCGUCUUCUUUUUAUACUCAUUUUAUCAGUUCAAGCUUUGAGGUUUGGUGUGUCUGACAAGCAUUUUUAGCAGCAACAUCCCUUUCUCCUAUCCUGCCCAACCAGGAUAAAUUUGUUCGUAACCUAGAAUGAGACAGAUAACUGACAAUUAAAGUUUAUAACGGUAUAUAUUAGAAAGAUAAAAAGGAAGUAAGUUUUAACCUUAGAUCCACCAACGCCUUACAAUCAAUAGUAUCCCACAAGAGGACAAGAGUUAUAGCCACUCUGGGGCAUGAACUUUUGGUUGCAAAUCAGACAGUACUGCGUACAUAGAUUCAGUAUCUCAAACAUAUCAUCUAGUUUCAAUCAUAGCAUUCUUAUUUUCUCUGAAAACUAAAAACUAUCAAGCAAAUUCAACCCAAAGAAAAUCACUGCCGUAACUUACUAUGAAAGUUUUGGAAUGAGGGCGUCUCUAAAAGCAUCACUAGAGACGAAUUUCCUCCUUAGAGGUAUGCUACAAAAACACCUAGACUGAGGAUUGAAAGACAAUUUUCUAAACUAUCAAUCAGUAUAUGUAAUAUGGAUGUUUAACAGAAGAAAGGAAAACUGCAUCAAGGAGAAUCUGUUUCAACAAAAGCAAAUGAAUAAUCCAAAUCUUAAUUCACAUAGUUUCCAAUUUUAUACUUUGUGUUACCCUAAACUACCUUUGAUAGGACAGGGCCAGAAUAUGAAAAAGACUUCAGCAAUUGUGUUUCCUUUCAGACUAGCAUUUUUUUUUUUUUGUUUU
Theobroma cacao (cacao) is the source of this 3648-nucleotide messenger RNA. The record is from RefSeq and is a predicted model, not a curated record. Lineage: Eukaryota; Viridiplantae; Streptophyta; Magnoliopsida; Malvales; Malvaceae.